Messenger RNA from Recurvomyces mirabilis, 975 nucleotides. RefSeq lists its product as uncharacterized. The record is from RefSeq and is a predicted model, not a curated record. Lineage: Eukaryota; Fungi; Ascomycota; Dothideomycetes; Mycosphaerellales; Teratosphaeriaceae. Gene Ontology annotation, molecular function: nucleotide transmembrane transporter activity. The coding region runs from base 1 to 975 and encodes 324 amino acids. Gene Ontology annotation, biological process: adenine nucleotide transport; transmembrane transport. The transcript is spliced from 2 exons.
AUGGCGAGCCUCCCACCUCCGCCGGAUUCAGCGGCCUACAUCGGAUUCAAAGAAUGGGUCUCACAAGCUGUCGUUGCGUCCUUCGUAGCGGGCGGUGUAGCUGGCGCAGUAUCACGGACAGUAGUAAGCCCUCUUGAGCGACUGAAGAUUCUCUUGCAAGUGCAGACGGGAGCGCAAUCGGAAUACAAGACGAGUAUCAGCAAGGCUUUGGCGAAGAUAUGGCGGGAAGAAGGUUUCAAAGGAAUGAUGGCGGGGAAUGGUACUAAUUGUAUACGGAUUGUGCCGUAUAGUGCGGUGCAGUUUGGGAGUUACAACUUUUACAAGAGGUUCUUCGAAGCCUCGCCUGGUGAACCUCUCUCCGCCGGACGAAGAUUACUAUGUGGAGCCACAGCAGGUGUCACCUCCGUAACAUUCACAUACCCUCUCGACAUCGUCCGAACACGCCUCAGCAUCCAAAGCGCAUCCUUCGCCGGCCUGAAAAAGGCAGAAGCAGGAAAGAAGUUGCCAGGCAUGUGGGAGACGAUGAAGACAAUGUACAAGAACGAAGGAGGUUUCUUCGCAUUAUAUCGGGGCAUAAUACCGACGGUAGCUGGCGUGGCGCCUUAUGUGGGAUUGAAUUUCAUGAUCUACGAAUCCGUACGAAAAUACUUCACACCCGACGGACAGGCGAAUCCUAGUUCGUUCGGCAAGCUCGCAGCAGGAGCAAUAUCGGGAGCCGUGGCGCAGACAUGCACAUACCCACUGGAUGUGCUAAGAAGAAGAUUCCAAAUCAAUACAAUGACCGGCAUGGGAUACCGGUACAAGAGCAUAUUCGAUGCGAUACGGGUGAUCGUGGGCAAUGAGGGAGUAAGAGGACUCUACAAGGGCAUAGCACCGAACUUGCUGAAAGUCGCACCGAGUAUGGCGAGCUCCUGGUUAAGUUUCGAGAUGACGAGGGAUUAUUUUGUGUCGCUCAAGCCGGACCCGGAGGAAUAG